AUGAUGGGCCUCAUUGCAUCCUUGCUCCAGGGUACCGUCGUACGACGCUUGCCUCCGCUCGUUACUGUCCGCGUCGGUGUGGUAGCCUGUACUGUUUCGUUCUUCCUUCUUGCUCGUGUAUCUUCCUUACCCGGGCUAUACGCUGCCAGUGGGUUUCUAGCCAUCACUAGCGCUACUGUAGUAACCGGAUUGAACAGCCUGGGGAGCUUCGAAGCAUCAGAAGGAGAGCGUGGCGCUGUGCUGGGCCGGCUGAGAAGCUGGGGACAGGUGGGCCGCGCAACAGGGCCUUUACUUUUCUGUUCGCUCUUUUGGUGGGUUGGCCGCGAGAUUGCCUAUACCACUGGAGGGUUCUUGAUGCUUGCUGUUUGCGUGGGGGUGUUUACGACGUUGAAGUCGCCUCCUAUUGCACCUCCAGCUCUAAAGAAGAAAUGA
This is a messenger RNA of Aspergillus nomiae NRRL 13137, 432 nucleotides long. RefSeq names its product tetracycline transporter. Lineage: Eukaryota; Fungi; Ascomycota; Eurotiomycetes; Eurotiales; Aspergillaceae. Bases 1 to 432 code for a protein of 143 amino acids. The transcript has a single exon. The record is from RefSeq and is a predicted model, not a curated record.